AUGAUCAGUGUGCAUGAAGAGAUGAAGUCGAAUACUGAAAGUGUUUAUCCACAUGCUCAUAUGAAAGAUGAACGACAAUGCGUCACUCCUUUAGAGAAGAGGAUUCCUGUAUUGAAGGCGUCAAGAGAGUCUCGAAAUUUCCAAACUCUGCAGCAAAGUCUGUGUAUUGGUCUCUUAAGUAGCAUAUGUGAAGUGACCAUUAAACAGCCUGCGAAGAAGAGCGUAGUGACGCAACAGUAUAUGCGCAUCAAAUCACUUGAUUUCGGUGACGGAGAAAUUUUGGUUGUGAAUGAGUUUCUUAAAAAGCGAUGUAUCGAACAAAAGAACGAUGACGUCGUCCACGGAGUCCCUCAGAAGACUGCUGUGCGACGAUUUCAGAACAACAAAAAGAUCGAACUGUUACAUCUGUUGAUCGAUUUGUUAGAAAUUAGAGGGGGGUUCGACUUUGAGAGUAAAUACACUGAAGGGAAGGUCGGGACUAACAAACAAGAGUCGAUCAAAAAGGUAAUGAAAGAGGGUUGUGUCAUAAUUGGUGCAGAGAACUUAAUUGAAAAGGCAGAUUGUGUCAAUAAAAUCAUCACUGACAAGUUGGCAAACUGUAAGAAAGAGCUCAUCAUAAAAAGAAAGGAUAAAACAAUUGCUGAAGUACUCCAUACUUUCUUUUGA
Molecule: messenger RNA, 666 nt
Organism: Entamoeba invadens IP1
Lineage: Eukaryota; Evosea; Mastigamoebida; Endamoebidae
Exons: 1
Coding region: 1-666 (221 amino acids)
Source: RefSeq, a predicted model, not a curated record